CGGUUUCUAUAAUCUACACCCGCGAUCUUAGUUUUAAACAAUAUAUAAAAUAUAAUUCAUGAUAAAUGACCUAGUAUAGUAAUUAUUUUGUUAUGAAAAUGUCCACGUCAAUUGUUUUUGUGGUUGUGUUUAUCGCGUCGGUAGUUACAGGUCUACUAUCAUCACCACACGAUGUGGUGACCAGGUGGUCUGCAGGUCCUCGCUACCAGUACACGAGUUCCCCUGAGGGUUCGGAGCUGGUGGACUCGUGGCUCACCGCCGCAGACCUGCUGCUGGCUGCCAGAUACAACCCUGCGCAGGACAAUAACUAUCAUUUGUUUACUAGACGAAACCCUUCAAUCAGUCAACCGAUACCGUAUGGAGCUGAUAGUCUUCUCAAGGCUUCCAACUUCGAUCCUCAGAAGAAGACGGUCUUCCUAGUCCAUGGAUGGAAGAAUACUCCACUAUCUCUGUUCAAUGUGCAGAUGGUUCAUGCAUACGUGGCAGCGGAAGAUGUGAACCUUAUCAUGGUAGACUGGAGUAUAGGUGCAGCUGGCACCUACAUGUCUUCUCUGCUCAAUGUGCCAAGAUCUGGGGAACACGUAGCAACUUACAUAGAAUGGCUGAACAGCGUAAGCGGCGCUUCGCUGAACAAUUACCACAUAGUGGGGCACAGCCUCGGCGGCCAUCAGGCUGGCAUCAUCGGCAGAAACGUGGGCGGACACGUCGCUUAUAUCACUUCCCUAGACCCCGCAUUACCCGGCUGGAUCUCCAACCCGCAAGGCUUCCAGGCCUCUGACGGCUUAUACACCGAGGUUAUGCACACAAAUGCCGGCGUGUCAGGCAAGCUGGUGCCUGUAGGUGAUGUGGACUUCUAUCCUAAUGGGGGGGUCAAUAUGCCUGGCUGCGGGAAUAAUGAUUGCAGUCAUCAUCGAGCAAUCUAUUACAUGGCGGAAUCUCUCACUAGCGGCGGUUUCACCGGUCACCGCUGUGUGGAGCUCGCUGCAGCUCUCGCUGGCAACUGCAGUGGUGACACACUCAACAUGGGCGGAGGUAGUGCUAAGACUGGAUCAACUGGAAUAUAUUUCUUAGGGACGAACGCUGGACCACCAUUCUCUCAGUAUUAAAAUAGAAUUUUAAAAUUAA
This is a messenger RNA of Helicoverpa zea (corn earworm), 1125 nucleotides long. RefSeq names its product pancreatic lipase-related protein 2-like. Gene Ontology annotation, biological process: lipid metabolic process. The record is from RefSeq and is a predicted model, not a curated record. The coding region runs from base 93 to 1106 and encodes 337 amino acids. The transcript has 8 exons. Lineage: Eukaryota; Metazoa; Arthropoda; Insecta; Lepidoptera; Noctuidae. Gene Ontology annotation, molecular function: lipase activity.